CCUGAGGCGCUGACUGAUUUCCACCUGGUCUGGCUGGCUCCAAACGGAACAGAACUAUUGCCGGUUGGCGAGCCGUUACUGGAUUUCCAAACCGGUGAAGUGAAUGUCCGCCUUCCAAUCAACACGACUCAGCUUCGCGAGAAAGGUCACAGCAUUACCGGAUUCCUGGUCGGUAAAAGCCCGUACGAUCAGCCACUUUGGUAUGCUCUUGGAUCACCACAAAUGCCCAGAAGUCUGGCGCCAAGUGAGUAA
Messenger RNA from Protopolystoma xenopodis, 252 nucleotides. NCBI's taxonomy places the organism in Eukaryota, Metazoa, Platyhelminthes, Monogenea, Polystomatidea, Polystomatidae. The record is from the annotation of a GenBank genome assembly.